CCACCCGCGGGCAUCGCUGCCCCGCGCUCAGGUUGCUCAGCAACGAGGGAACGUGGGGCGGGAGCUCGCGCUGGUCCCCAGCCCGCCGCCCGUCUCCUGCCGGCGCCCGCUGCCCUUUUUCCCCAGGUCCCCUUUCCCCGUUGCUCCUUCUCUAGGGAUAGGAGAGGUCACCUCCCGGCCCGCCGCAGGGUCACUGCUCCCCGCCCGCCCUCCCGGGAGCUUAGCAACGGUUGCUACGACCCGCAGCGGGCAACGCCCCGCCCCCAGCGCGCGCGGUCUGACGUCACUUCCGCCGGCGACCCCCUCCAGACCCGCUCGCGAAACCCUGUCAAAGGACCAAAGGCGACCCGUGCAGGUGCACGACGCCAGCUCCCUUCUUGGGGGCGGGGGCCUGGGGGCUGCCAUGGCCCCCAGCCACCUGUCAGUGCGGGAGAUGAGGGAGGAUGAGAAGCCCCUGGUGCUGGAGAUGUUGAAGGCCGGCGUGAAGGACACGGAAAACCGCGUGGCCCUCCAUGCCUUGACACGGCCGCCGGCCCUGCUCCUCCUGGCGGCGGCCAGCAGCGGCCUGCGCUUUGUCCUGGCCUCCUUCGCCCUGGCCCUCCUCCUGCCGGUGUUCCUGGCUGUGGCUGCGGUGAAGCUGGGCCUGCGGGCCCGAUGGGGCUCACUGCCUCCACCGGGUGGCCUGGGGGGGCCCUGGGUGGCCGUGCGGGGCUCCGGUGACGUGUGUGGGGUCCUGGCCCUGGCCCCUGGCACGAACGCAGGGGACGGGGCCCGGGUCACCCGCCUGUCUGUCUCUCGCUGGCACCGCCGCCGGGGCGUGGGCAGGAGGCUGCUGGCCUUCGCGGAGGCCCGGGCUCGGGCCUGGGCUGGGGGCAUGGGGGAGCCCCGGGCCCGGCUCGUGGUCCCCGUGGCUGUGGCUGCCUGGGGAGUGGCGGGGAUGCUGGAGGGCUGCGGCUACCAGGCCGAGGGGGGCUGGGGCUGCCUGGGCUACACGCUGGUGAGGGAAUUCAGCAAAGACCUGUGAGGCUACAGGCUGACAGCCAGGGCAGGGAAGGAGGGAGGGGCGCCAGCACCUGAAGAGCGCCUACUGUGUGCAGGUACUUUUACGUGCUCUCCCUCCGUGAGUCCUCAGCCACCCAGGGCCCAGAAACAGAGGCCUGCCGAGGGGAGGAGCCUGGCCUGUGCCCGGCAGUCGGCAGUGUGAGGUCUGGAGUGUUUGAGCUUCUAAGAGUGCAAUGACUCCUUUUCCUUCCUGGCCCUCAGGGGCCUCUCGAGGUCAGCCUCUCCAAAACCCCUACCUCAGCUCUGUCUGCACUGAGAAAUCUCCCCGGUGGAUGUCUGCAAAGUCUGUGCCCCAAGCCUGGGAGAGCUAUCUGGGGAGGGGGAGAGGAGGCCCAGCAGAAUAUGCCCUCGAGUUAGGGUUUGCGACUCCGCCUCCCUGGGACCCGGAUUGGGUCAGAUGCCUGUGCUUGGAGGGGACAAGGUUGACUGCUUAGCGGGCGCGGUGCACAGGGCUGCCAGGCCUGGCCCCUCUCCGGGAAGGUCAGUCGAGAGCUGAGAUGGGCAGCCCUGUCCCUUCCCCCAGACCCGUCUGGUUUUUUACACCGUUUGUUAAUAAAGCCUGGAACCGCUGUG
Molecule: messenger RNA, 1635 nt
Organism: Cercocebus atys (sooty mangabey)
Lineage: Eukaryota; Metazoa; Chordata; Mammalia; Primates; Cercopithecidae
Gene: NAT14
Product: N-acetyltransferase 14 (GCN5-related, putative)
Exons: 3
Coding region: 404-1024 (206 amino acids)
Molecular function (GO): N-acetyltransferase activity
Source: RefSeq, a predicted model, not a curated record